This is a messenger RNA of Struthio camelus australis, 385 nucleotides long. The record is from RefSeq and is a predicted model, not a curated record. Lineage: Eukaryota; Metazoa; Chordata; Aves; Struthioniformes; Struthionidae.
CCGGCGCAGGAGCAGGUCGAGCUCUUUCUUGGACCGUUGCUCACGCAGCUCCUUCCUUUAAAGGCGCGGGGAUCCUCGCCAUGGCCAACGCUGGCCCGGACACAAACGGCAGCCAGUUCUUCAUCACGCUGGCGCCGCAGCCGGGACGGGCCGGGAGGGUCGGGCGCGUGUGCCAAGGCAUCGGCAUCGUGAACCGCGUCGGCAUGGUGGAGGCGAACGCCCAGGACCGCCCCGUCGAUGACGUGAAGAUCCUGAAGGCUUUUCCCUCGGGUUAGGACGGCUAGGAGCGCUGGGGCGUUUCGGUGGGCGAGCGCAGGUGUCCCCAGCGGGGAGGAGAGCGCUCCAAGGGCAUUAGAGGUGGCGUGGGGCAAAAUCCCCUCUCCAA